GGAAGCGGCUGCGGUAUAACUGGGUCCGCUGUACCGCUGGAGGGCGAAUCCAGGAGCUGGCCGCGGGACCCUCCCACCGCAUAUGAGCGCCGGCUUGCGCUGGAAGUUACUAUUUUUGGAGGAUAACGAGGCGCUCCGUCCGCUCCCGUGGGGGCUUUGCGUCAGGAGGGCAGGCUCGCGCUGCGCACAGUCUGACAGCUCGAGCGCUGAACAGAAGAGGGAAGAGACGUUUCAGAGACGUUUUACAGACGUUUUCUAGACAUUUCAUCAGCUUAACGUUUAGAGGACUUUCUGAUCUGGGGCUGAUCACGCGCUGACACUACAAAAGCACAAACUCUUCAGUCUUCAGCUCCAUCUCCUGGGUCUGUCUGGUGGUGGGUAGCUCAUCCACUGUCUUGUCCCGCGCUCUUCUCUCCUCUUCACUUGCUGGGAUUGACCCAAGUCCGGUGCAGCCAUGCCCAAAAGCAGUAAAGUGACCCAGCGAGAGCACAGCAACGAGCAUGUCACCGAGUCCGUGGCCGACCUGCUGGCCCUGGAGGCCCCCAUGGACUACAAGAGCAGUCAGAUGAGCAUGAACAUGGCGGGAGGAGGACCUCCGCCAAUAGGCAAGCAGCCAGACAUCUCGCCCGAUCUGGAGGACGGGCGGCCGGCCUGGAACAGCAAGCUGCAGUACAUCUUGGCCCAGGUGGGCUUCUCAGUGGGUCUGGGCAACGUUUGGCGAUUUCCCUACCUGUGCCAGAAGAACGGAGGAGGUGCGUACCUCGUUCCAUACUUCAUCCUGCUUAUCCUCAUCGGCAUCCCUCUCUUCUUUCUGGAGCUGGCUGUGGGUCAGAGGAUCCGCAGGGGGAGCAUCGGGGUCUGGAACUACGUCUACCCUCGGCUGGGUGGCAUUGGCGUGUCCAGCUUAAUGGUAUGUGGCUUUGUGGGGCUCUACUAUAACGUUAUCAUAGGCUGGAGCAUCUUCUACUUCUUCCAGUCUUUCCAGUAUCCUCUACCUUGGAGCGAAUGUCCCAUCAGGAGAAAUGGAAGCCAAACCUACGUGGAGCCGGAGUGCGAGAAGAGCUCUGCCACCACCUACUUCUGGUACAGAGAGACACUGAACAUCACCAGCACCAUCGCAGACAGUGGGGGGCUCAACUGGAGGAUGACCCUGUCUCUGCUGGGAGCCUGGAUCAUUGUCUGUCUGGCUGUUAUUAAGGGCAUCCAGUCAUCAGGGAAGGUGAUGUACUUCAGCUCACUGUUUCCAUACGUGGUGCUCUUCUGCUUCCUGGUACGUGGAAUGUUUCUGAAAGGCGCUGUGGACGGCAUCGCCCACAUGUUCACCCCUAAGCUGGAGAUCAUGCUGGAGCCGCAGGUGUGGCGCGAGGCUGCCACUCAGGUGUUCUUCGCUCUGGGUCUGGGUUUCGGUGGAGUGAUUGCUUUCUCCAGCUACAACAAGCGGGACAAUAACUGCCACUUUGAUGCAGUGCUGGUCUCCGUCAUCAACUUCCUGACCUCCAUUUUAGCCACGCUGGUGGUGUUUGCUGUGCUCGGAUUCAAGGCCAACAUCCUGAAUGAGAAAUGCGUGGUCGACAAUGCAGAAAAGAUUUUGGGCCUCUUAAACUCAAACGUCCUGAGCCAUGAUCUCAUCCCUCCUCACGUCAACUUCUCCCACCUGACCGCCUCAGACUACGCAGAGAUGUAUGAAGUCAUUAAAAUUGUAAAGGAGGACAGUUUUGCUCAGCUGGGCCUGGAGCAGUGUCUGCUGGAGAAUGAGCUCAAUAAGGCUGUUCAGGGCACUGGUCUGGCCUUCAUCGCUUUCACAGAGGCCAUGACGCAUUUCCCAGCGUCCCCGUUCUGGUCAGUCAUGUUCUUUUUCAUGCUGAUUAACCUCGGCCUGGGCAGCAUGAUCGGCACCAUGACCGGCAUCACCACGCCCAUCCUCGACACCUUCAAAAUCCGCAAAGAGAUCCUUACAGUGGGUUGCUGUAUCGUGGCUUUUUUCUGCGGCCUGUUGUUCGUCCAGCGCUCAGGGAACUACUUUGUCACCAUGUUUGAUGACUACUCCGCCGGCCUGCCUCUCACUAUCGUAGUCAUCUUGGAAAAUGUGUCUGUGGCCUGGAUAUAUGGCACCAAGAGAUUUGUGCAGGAUCUAGAGGACAUGCUGGGUUUUAAACCGUACAGAGUUUACUUCUACCUCUGGAAGUAUGUCUCUCCAGUCUGCCUUAUUGUGCUCAUCUCUGCCUCAGUCGUGGAGAUGGCGAUCAGUCCACCUGGAUAUAAUGCCUGGGUUCAGGACCUGGCUUCAGAGAGGUUCCAGAGCUAUCCUCCGUGGGCGCUGACGAUGUGCUUCGCCCUCAUCAUCACGGCCAUGCUUCCCCUGCCGCUGGUCUUCCUCGCCCGCCACUUCAACUGGCUGCCCGACGGCUCCAACAAGCUGUCCGUGUCCUACCGCAAGAGCCUGACCAAGGACACGUCCAACCUGGAGGACGAGACGCGCUUCAUCCUGGGCAAGAACCCCAGCGAGGCGCCCUCCCCCAUGCCCAGCCACCGCGCAUACCUGGGGCCCGGCAGCACGUCGCCCGUGGAGCUCAUCACCAACUCCACCUCCAUCAGCGGCUACGGCAGCAGCUACCAGACCAACCCUGCCCCGCCCAAGUCUGAGUCGUGAAGCCCCGCCCACCAGCCCGUCCCAGCGGGACCGAGGACGAGCUGGACGCAGCGGAGGGAAGGAGCGGAGGUGGAAGAGAGAGGAAAAAAAAGAAAGGGAGAUGGAUGAAGUCACAGCAUACGUCACAUACUUUAAUUCAAGCCAUACAGAGGAAAGGAUGGAGGGAGGAGGAUGAAAUACAGGAAUACAGUUAAAAAAAAAAAAAUAAAACAAACUGCAUUCACCAAGUCACUAAAACUAGCUGGGAAAGCACCAGAAGGUAAAUUCUGAAACACCGUGUCUCUCUCCUACUCACCCAUCUGGACUAAAGCUGCUAAGCAUUUCCACCAAUGAGCAAUGAGGGGGUGGAUAGAGAUCACACUGAAUCAUCCUCACAAUACUGAAUACUGACAGAGGUUCACUCUGCCCUCUGGUGAGUGCUUUACUAUGACUGCCCUGGUCACAUUCUACAUCUAGAUUUGCCUACUACAAAUAUACUCAUCGUCAAAUACUCACAUAGUUGCACCCAGAAGGAAUUAAAAUAAAAACAGAUCAAAUAAAUUAAAUACAAUUUUAUUUAAACUAAUAUGAGCAGCUUUGUAUCACAUUUAAAACACAUAUGUAACCCAACAUGCCUUUUUCCUGCAGAUUUUGCAGUAUGGGUUACAUUUACAUUACAUUUAUAUUUACAUUUGAGGUAUUUAGCAGACGCCCUACAACAGUGCUUCAUUGUUAAUUCAAAAUAUCCAUAGCUAGUUUGUAGACUAGGAUCAAGAGAUACAUAGAGCUUGAUCAUGUUUAGAACCCUAGGAGAUUUUUUGGUACCACUUUAUAAUAAGACUACCUUUAUAAAGCGUUUAUAAAUGGUUUACAAU
Molecule: messenger RNA, 3504 nt
Organism: Astyanax mexicanus (Mexican tetra)
Lineage: Eukaryota; Metazoa; Chordata; Actinopteri; Characiformes; Acestrorhamphidae
Gene: slc6a17
Product: solute carrier family 6 member 17
Exons: 12
Coding region: 455-2650 (731 amino acids)
Biological process (GO): L-leucine transport; proline transport; glycine transport
Cellular component (GO): plasma membrane; synaptic vesicle
Source: RefSeq, a predicted model, not a curated record